UUUAUUUUUAUGCGAAUGCGAGGCGGGAGACGACGACAAUGCGGAGCGGUAAAGUGUUGAGAACUGGAUACACUCAUACACACUUGCACACACAAACACACUCAUACACACACACACUCAUACACACACACACACCACCCAUUCACUCAACUCUGUGUUUGGCGCCAUGCGGUGGGGCCAACUAGCAUUUUCUUUUAGUUCUUUUGUGUGGCUAACAACGUGCGGUUCGCUUUUGCGGUCGGUUGGCCAACUUAAAUACAUCAAGCUAAACGCUAAAACGAAACUAAACGAAAUAAAUAGCGGACGAAAAUUGAUUUUUCGCAAUUUUUGUUCGCACUAGUCCUUGGUAGUCCGUAGUCCAUGUCCUUUCUAUCGCCCACAUUACGCUUGGAAAAUCUUUCGACACAACCCAUCAUGACGCAGGAUCAUUUGCCGGAGGCCAAACGCUAUAAUAAACAGAAUAUAGUUGCCCAAUGGUGUACACCCAUCAAUGGAAAGAUGUAUCGCAUAGAGUUAGAACAUGGCACCACCAGUGGGAGGCGCAUGAUUUGGGUCAAUGGUCGGGAAGUUUUACGACGCGAUUGGAUGUUCAAAUUGGUGGGCGAAGACACUUUUCACAUCGAUCAAGCACGUUGCAUAAUACGUGUGGAUCCUGCUCCAGGUUUUAAAUAUGAAUAUACCCUGCAUAUCGAUGGCAAGUCACAUGAUCAAUACACCGAAGAGGUGACACGCCAAUAUAGGCUAUGGUUAAGCACUUGCGGUGAUCAGGAAUAUCGUAUAAUGCUCAAAUUGGAUACGCUCAGUCUAUAUGUCAAUGAUGAACUCAGACAAGAAGAGUCAGUCUUUGUCGAGGAUGGCACAGAUACGAAAUUUAUGCUACAGGACACCGAAUUCAUACUGCAAGCACGCUCCAGUGGCAACAAACACGAUGGAAUCGUUCAUAGUUUGCUGGCCAAUGGUGAACUAGUGCCCGAGGCGAAAAUCCAACAGUUUAUGCAGGAGCCCGUGUCCAUUUUGCAGACGAAUUGAAUGAUUUGUACAAAAAAUUAGAAAUGUAAACCAUUUUAGAGCAAUGUUUUUGUCUUAUACAAUAAGUUUAUUCGUUUAUGCAUAAAUUGUAACGAAAGUGUUGUUGCAAUUUUUUUGUUUUUUUGUAUUUUGACAUUUUUAGUGCACAAG
Messenger RNA from Drosophila willistoni, 1179 nucleotides. RefSeq names its product fas apoptotic inhibitory molecule 1. NCBI's taxonomy places the organism in Eukaryota, Metazoa, Arthropoda, Insecta, Diptera, Drosophilidae. The record is from RefSeq and is a predicted model, not a curated record. Gene Ontology annotation, biological process: positive regulation of neurogenesis; canonical NF-kappaB signal transduction; negative regulation of extrinsic apoptotic signaling pathway via death domain receptors. The transcript is spliced from 5 exons. The coding region runs from base 361 to 1029 and encodes 222 amino acids.